Penicillium olsonii is the source of this 1605-nucleotide messenger RNA. NCBI's taxonomy places the organism in Eukaryota, Fungi, Ascomycota, Eurotiomycetes, Eurotiales, Aspergillaceae. The record is from the annotation of a GenBank genome assembly.
AUGUCUUCUAUGAUUACGACUACGUCGUGGGUCAAGCGCGGUGUCGCUGCCCAAUUCCCUACUAAAUAUGUCAUCGACGAGGCUGAAAUGGGCCGUAUAUCGAAGCUUGCGCGCAUGCAGCUCGAAGAUGCCAAGGAAGACAUGAGCGCUGCUCAGGAUGGCAAGAUUGACGAGGAGGAGCAGGGAGAUGAUGCCAUGGAGGAUGACAGCGAGGAGAAGCCUUCCACAGAAAGCACAGAGGCAAAGACCGAUGACGAUGUCUUGAAGGAAUUCGACAUGGACAACUACGACAAGGAGGAGGUUGACGAUGAUGGUGAAAAGGUCACCAUGUUUGGAAACGUACAGUCUUUGGCUUACCACCAGCCCAACGAGGCGGAUCCUUACCUUACCAUGAACGACGAGGAUGAUGACGAGGAGCGCGAGGAGCUUCAAAUCAUGCCCGAGGACAACCUCCUUCUGGCCGGAAAGGUGGAGGACGAGGUUGCGCACCUCGAAGUAUAUGUCUACGAAGACAAGGCGGAUAACCUUUACGUGCACCACGACAUCAUGCUGCCCGGCAUCCCCCUCUGCACCGAGUGGCUCGACAUCCCUGUUGGCAAGAACACAGAAGGCCGGACACAGGGCAACUUCGUCGCCGUCGGAACCAUGGAGCCUGACAUCGAGAUCUGGGAUCUCGACGUUGUGGACUCCAUGUACCCCAACGCCAUCCUCGGCCAAGGCGGCCAGGAUGCCGACAAGAAGCAGAAGAAGCAAAAGAAGAAGGCCAAGGCCAACGACGAAUACCACAUCGACGCCGUCCUGGCGCUGGCCGCCAACCGUCAGCACCGCAACCUGCUCGCCUCCGGCUCCGCUGACAAGACCGUCAAGCUCUGGGAUCUGAACACCGCCACCUGCGCCAAGUCCUACUCCAACCACAAGGACAAGGUCUGCUCACUAGACUGGCACCCUGUCGAGUCCACCAUUCUCCUGAGCGGUAGCUACGACCGCACCGUCGUUGCAGCCGACAUGCGUGCUCCCGACGCACAGGCCCGCUGGGGCGUCGACGCCGACGUCGAAGCCGUCCGCUGGGAUCCCCACAACACCAACUUCUUCUACGUCACCACCGACGCCGGCAUGGUCUACCGCUACGACAUGCGCAACGUGCCCACCACCCCGGCCGAGUCCAAGCCCGUCUGGUCUCUGCAGGCUCACGACUCCUCCGUUUCCUCCUUCGACAUCAACCGCAUUAUCCCCGGAUUCCUCGUUACCGGCUCAACAGACAAGACCGUCAAGCUUUGGAACGUCGAGGACGACAAGCCUAGCUUGGUCGUCACUCGCAAGCUGGAAGUUGGAAAGGUCUUCUCUACCUCUUUCGCUCCGGAUCAGGAGGUUGGCUUCCGUCUUGCUGUCGCUGGUAGCAAGGGUAGUGUGCAGAUUUGGGAUUCGUCCACCAAUGCUGGUGUUCGUCGUGCCUUUGUCUCUCGUAUCCCUAACUUCGCCAACGAGGUCCAGGAGCGCACUAUUGGUAUCAAUGUUGACGAGGACUCUUCUGACGAUGAGGGUGAGGGUGAGGGCGAGGAGGCUCCUCGCGGUGGUGAUGGCUGGGAGUCUAUGGAUGAGGAUUAA